AUGUCUUCUUACGAAAACAAGCAUCUUACCAGUCCGGUAUUAAGGGAUGUCCCAUCUUCCCUUGCCGAGUUCAAGGAAACUAUUAUCAACAGACAUAGAAAGGAAGUCAUUAUCUUACACGAUAAGAAGAAAGUUCAAGAAAUUUCAUCUGGUUCCGAUUGUUCAAUUGAAGGUAACGAAAAACAUCAUGAUAAAACCCACACUGUCGGUUCCGAUGAAGACGAAAACAGAAAGGGUCUAGCUAAAUACUGGGCCAUUAUUACUACUGGUGCAGGUUUAUUCUCCGAUGGUUAUAUAAAUAACUCCAUUUCUUCUGUUUCCACAUGUUUCGCUAAGAUAUAUGGUAAAGCUUACACAGAAUCGCGUGCUAUCCAAAAUGUUUCUUCCAUUGUGUUCGUUGGUACUGUCGUUGGUCAAUUAAUAUUUGGUUACUUGUCUGAUCAACAUUCUCGUAAAUUUUCUAUGUUAUUUGGUACUAGUAUGCUAAUCGUCUUCACUAUUUUAUGUGCUGGUGCUUGGGGUAAAGGUACAUCGGGAACUGAGCCAGGUGGAUUAUUCGCUGCUUUAACAGCUUGGAGAUUUUUCUUAGGUAUUGCCAUUGGUUCUGAAUAUUCAUCUGGUUCCCCAGCUGCCGCUGAAGCCUCUAAUCUAUUACCAGCCGGUAAGAGAAAUAGAUGGUUCAUUUGGUUUACUAACUUCACUAUUGACUCUGGUUUCGUCGUAGGUGCCUUCGUCCCAUUAGUUUUGUUAUGGAUUUGCAAGGAAGAUCAUUUGACUCCAGUUUGGAGAAUUUCUAUUGGUCUAGGUGCUAUUCCACCAAUAUCCUUAUUCUUCUUGAGACUAAAGUACAAGGAAGGUAAGGCAUUUGAAAAGACCAAAUUUACCAAGGGUUUACCAUACUGGCGUAUUAUCAAGUUUUACUGGUUCAGAACUGCUAUGAUUUCCAUCAUCUGGUUCUUAUACGAUUUCUCCUCAUACGCUUUUGGUACUUACUCAUCCAUCAUUAUUGGUCUUGUUUUGCCAGAAGAUGCCUCCAUCUAUCAAAACUUUGGUUGGAAUGUCGUUUUCAACUUAUUUUACAUCCCAGGUUCUUUCUUGGGUGCGUACUCUGCUGAUUACUUCGGUCCACGUCUGACUUUAUCUGUCGGUUUAGUUAUUCAAUCUGCUAUUGGUUAUGGUUUAGCCGGUGGUUUAGACCACCUGAGAGAACAUAUUGGUGGUUUCGUUGUUAUGUACGGUAUCUUCAUGACCUUAGGUGAAUUCUCUGCUGGUGACAACGCCGGUUGUAUUGCCUCCAAGAUUUCUGCUACUCCAGUUAGAGGUACCUUAUACGGUGUUGCUGCUAUGAUUGGUAAAGUUGGUGCCUUUGUUGGUUCUUAUGUCUUCCCAACUAUCAUUAGAAAGUACGGUUUAUCUGCUCCAUACUGGGUUUCUUCUUCCCUAUGUAUUUUCUCUGCUUUUAUUUCUUAUUUCUUCCUACCAGAUUUAGAUCAAGAAGCUAUGAACAGAGAAGAUGAAAGAUUCUUAGAGUAUCUAAGAGAGUCUGGUUACGAUAUGUCUCAAAUGGGUAUCAACAAGGACCAAGAAACUCAUGUUGAAAUGCUAAACGAUUCUGAAGAGUCUGUUAUUAACAAGCUUGACCACACCGUUGACGUACAAGAACGUUAA
Messenger RNA from Maudiozyma barnettii, 1668 nucleotides. RefSeq lists its product as uncharacterized. NCBI's taxonomy places the organism in Eukaryota, Fungi, Ascomycota, Saccharomycetes, Saccharomycetales, Saccharomycetaceae. Gene Ontology annotation, molecular function: carboxylic acid transmembrane transporter activity. The record is from RefSeq and is a predicted model, not a curated record. Gene Ontology annotation, biological process: transmembrane transport; carboxylic acid transport. Bases 1 to 1668 code for a protein of 555 amino acids. The transcript has a single exon. Gene Ontology annotation, cellular component: plasma membrane.